Hyalella azteca is the source of this 4779-nucleotide messenger RNA. RefSeq lists its product as uncharacterized. The transcript is spliced from 4 exons. Gene Ontology annotation, molecular function: protein binding. NCBI's taxonomy places the organism in Eukaryota, Metazoa, Arthropoda, Malacostraca, Amphipoda, Hyalellidae. The record is from RefSeq and is a predicted model, not a curated record. The coding region runs from base 307 to 2154 and encodes 615 amino acids.
AAAAUUAUUCUCGACAGAAAGAUGUUCUGUGAAACUGAUGAUUAAGAGUUUAGAUUAGUUGCAUUAUCUCUAGACGAAAAAUUUCACCUUAGACAGAGGCACAUAAGUAAUUAUAUUUGGCUUGAACUAUUGCUAAAUUAGCAGUCAUUACACUAUAUUAAUUAGAUAAAUUGUGUUAAAACAAUAUUUUAGUGGACUUCUCUGAGAACUCAAACCGUAUUUUCAGAUGAAUACUAAUUAUUGAUGAUAGUAAUUUAAACCGGAAGGAUUCCACUAGAAUUUUUAAUUGCUAAAAAGCCAAGAGAAAUGUUAGAUUUACUCAAUGGAGUAAGCUUUUAUGAUUUUUCUUUCUACUUUGGUAUCUUCCUAUUGGCGGCCACUAUACUUAUAGCUGCCUGGAGAUCAACGUAUGUGCCGGGCAUUCAAAAUAUCACUGUGGUUGUUUUGCAACACGCAUCUGGUCGACAAACUGUUGAACGUUUCACUUCCACCGUAAGAUCUUCUGCUACAGAACAAGAAGUUGGCUUGCAAGAGGAGCUUUACGAAGAAAUUUUUCUAACUGCAGAUGAUGACGAUGAAGAUGACGGAGAAGAAGACGAUGAAAAUGAAGAAAAUAGUGGCAUAGAAGAAGCUGCUCUUAGUGAAGAUGUAUUUGAAAGAUUUAGUUACGAAUCUACCAACAGUGUUCUUGAUACUCCUGAACGCCCUGUGGCACCUAAUACUGCUAUGUCUGCUGCAAAUAUGAGUUCCGAAUCGCUGUCAGGGGAACAUAAUCAAGGAGUUGAAGACCUUAAAUCUGUGCCAGAAGUGAGUACUUCUGAAACCCAAUCAGAUGGAACUUCUAUUCCUUCCAGUGACAAUAGUGCUCAUUCUGAUUGCUCAGAAGAUAUUUCUUCAGUGGGAGGUACAUCAAAAUCUCCUGCAUGUGAUACUGACUUCGGUGAAGGCCCUAGCAUUUCAACCUCUGCACCAACAAAAAAUGUUGGAAAUGAAAAUGUACAACCGAGUUUAAAUGUUGACAAUAACAUAAAUGGAAUUAGUUCACACAUGCCGGAAAAUGUUCCAGCAAAACUUCCUGAUAGUCCUUCAUCUUUAGUCGAAAAUUUCACUGAAGACACAUCGGUGACAAGUACUGAUAAGACUUCAAACCCCGAAGUUGAUUGCCCUCCUGGAUCAAUAAGGAUUCGUCUCAAGUACCUGGAUGAUCGCCAACGAACGGUCUUUGACAAACCUACUCAGAAUCUAAUAGGAUUCAAAAGGGCGCAUUUCAAUGCCGAACUGGCGGAACACCGAGUGAUACGAGUGAUCUUCAAUGGCCGGCUGCUGAAGCCCGACAGUUCUACUCUGCAAGAAUGCGGCUUGUUUGACAAUUGCAUCGUUCAUUGCCACGUGUCGCAACCCAAGCCUCCUCCACCUGCACAACCUCAACAAGCAUCAGGGACCAACUCAACCGAGCGUCUGAACCGCGUCGCUCGCAGGCGUUGGCUGCACUUCUUGUGGCAUGCCUCUGUGCCCGACGCGCUGCAUGACGAUGACGCCACGCAGAGUCUCGACUUGUCUAACUAUAUGAGCGCACUUCUUUGGCUGGUGGUUGCAGUGCUCUGGUUCAUGCGCUUCAAACACAACUACUUAUUCUCGACUUUCUCGACGUUUGUGCUGAUAUUCUUGACGAUGCUACUCGUGGUGCCGCACUACAUCUUCUCAGUGGAUGUUCAGUUGAGUGCUAACUUGGAUGGCAACGCCAUGCGUCACCUGGGCAUAGACCGCGUCGUUGUUCUCGAGCGACUGCGCGGCCGCAGGGAGAGCGCUGCUCGCACCCGCCGCGGGGAAGACGAACAAGCCUCCGGGGAGCCACGUCCGCCGAACAGCAGCAGCGUUACCAGUGACACAGACCGACUUCUCGCAUCUGCAAGUUCCCCAAUAUCAAGCGGAGCUUCAAUUAGCUUGCAGUCGCGUGGCCGAGAUGAAUCUGGCAGCACACUCGCCCCGAGUAAUGUUUCAUCGGAGUCUAAUUUACCCACUGCUUGUACCAGUUCUACGGCUUCUGGUAGCAGUGUUGUGAAAAACGAUGAGAAUUCGUCACUUUCUGAGACCUCAUCUUCAAGCAGCAAAAGUAUUAUUACAACGGAAGUAGACAGUCGUGACUUUACGUGAGGAACUCUCGAGACGACAGGUACCGUACUUCGUCUGUUCUCUAGUUACAUGCUAUUCACUAUAUUGGGCAACGAAUUUAUAAAUAAUAAAUUAUUAUUCUUUUGUGUGAUGCGGUCGAAGAGUUAACUUUAGAUUAUUUUUUGUGUUAAAAUAAUAUUCUUCGAUAUUAUUUGGAAGAUUAAAAUUUUCAACCAUUUCAAUUGAGAAGUGUGUUGGCACUUGGUUUGUUUGCAAGUAGAUGGUGUGCGAGGUGUCCCAUACAUACGUUGUACGCGUAUUGUACUUUUAUCCUACCAUAUUCCCUGUAGUGAUUUUUCCUAUGAAUAAUUGACAACUUGAUCCACGAUGUUUCGGACAGAUCCUAAUUCUGUACCACCUCAGGUUAUGGCUUAGUUUACUCAUGGCAACUGGUUUCCAAACGUCUCGAUACGUGUCGGUAGACUGAAAGUGCAUAUUAUAUGCCAGCGCACUGAAAAUAACAUAUAGAGCCGUGAAAACGCACGUCAUGGAUGAGGCGUUUGCCUAUAAAAAUUUUUGGAAGAACAUUAGGCUUUUACUGUUCUUCGAAUAAAACUUUUCACUUUUAUCUCGGCUCCAUUACUAUAAACAUUUGCUUUAUAAUCUGACGUGUAUUGUUUAUAAAUAAUUUGAAGCUAAAUGAUUUAUAAACUUCAAGUUGCUACCAUUUUUGGUUCGAUGUAACUCGUGUCUUGUAAGUGCUAAUUAAUUUUUUAAAUACUUGAAAAAAUCUAGACUCUUAGCUGGAAUCCUUCUGUGUGAUACAUUAUUUCCGCUGUUGCUGUCUAAAUAGUAGAGCUGGAACACGGCUCAAACGCCCUUUCAGUUUAUACUUGCACUUCUCGUCAAUGGACGCUUAUCGCUAGUGUCGAAAGCUCCACUCUUUCUCCCUUCCACGGGCAAUUGUAAAUUUUCGUGACAACUCGCGCUGUACAAUGUUAUUGCUUGCUGACUUUCGUUGCAGCUUUCCGUUCCGGCUGUCGUCAUUACCAGUGUGCGGCUAUUUGUCAGCCCAUUGCUUUUACAUUACUUCUCGUAUAUCCUAAAACUUGUUAAAAAAUUAUCUAUCACGAAGCAAAGAAUGAUCGGUAGAAAAUAUAUGUGCGAAAACAUUUUGGAAUCACCUGAAUGUCUCUUAUAUCGCUUUCCUAUGGUAAUCCUUAUGAAAAUUACUAUGAGAAGCUUACUAUGUUAAUCCUUAUGACAGUUAAGCUUCUCUCUCGCACAUGAUUGAAAGUUCUUUAACACGAGCAUUCUGUCGAUGCACGCCUAGAGCAUUGUUUAUUGCUGUGAUUAUGGUAACACGUUGCAAAUAUACGCACGUAGAUAAAAUAAUAUAAAAUUUGAAGAGUGGAUUGCUGCAAACAUUUUCCCCCCGGAAAAAACUGUAUUUGUGUGGGUUAUAUUAAUUUUUCCAGAUAUAUUCAACGAUUGAGUCAAUGCAAGCAACAAUUCCAGCUCUUCUGCACAUCACGAUGUACCAAAAGUUGACGACUAUCGUGAAUUUAAUAUACUAUUUGUUUAUCGACAAUGCAAUGAUUUUAACUUGAAAUUGACCAAUAUUUGAGAAUAUUUAUCCAAAGAAGAUCGCUUGCAUACUUAUUGCUAUGCCAAAUUGGGGGUAAUAAACUUUUAUUUCGAAUAGAGCUGUUUUUUUUCAUAAUUUCGCUAUUUAAGCUACGUAAUCAAAGUUCUAAUAUAAUAGUUUAGGAAAACACAAAUUAUGGAACAUGUUUGGCUACAAAAUUAUAAAUUACAAACGAUAUUUCUUCUCAUGCAUAUGUGUAGUUAGGAAUUUAAAACAAGGGAAAGUCAUAUUGUGUAGUUGAAAUGAUAAGCAUGAGAUUGGUUUUAAAGCAGACAUGUACUACUUUUUCAACUCAGUUCAUGCAUUACUAAAUGUUCCAUGGCAACGUUUCACUGGCAAUUACUAUCAUGGAAACCUGCUGUUUGAUAAAUUACCUCAACUUUAUAGGCUUUUGCCGGAGUGUUUAUUUUGGAGUUUUACAGUCAUGGAGUUUUACAGGUUACAUUUCGACAAUUCCCAAAUGCUACAGUAACCCGGUAAAAAAUAUGUGCGAUUUUAGAGUAUCUGUGUGGCUAAUAAGGUGUUUCGUGUACGAGUUUCUUCCCAAUAAUCCAGAGCGCUCUAGUGCCAGUCAGACGGCGUGGCUUAGCCCACUUUAAUGACGUGGAUCUUCCUGAUGAGCUCGGGCAGUUCAGAGGAAAGCUGCAGGGCCUCGGCGCACAGCUUGAACUCUUCGUUCCAGAAACAGUUCUUCCUGUGAACAAGUCACGGUGCGGAUGUAGGCUAUGUCAGGCUUUUAUUUUACGUGCAUAUUUUCGAAGCUUUGUUAUUCAUAAUAUUGUACGGUUGUCCAAACGAGAAAAAAAACAAAUAAGGCAUAGACCUGGACAUCGAGGAAGACCGUGUAAUCACAAAUCCAGUUUAUCAAAUAUCACCUGAACCUAUUUUUUAACCAAGGAUCGAUUUACCCUUUUAAAUGACGCGGACUCAAUUUUCAUUACGUGACGCUUGGAAACAUAUUUCAAGUGAUUAAUAUGGAAGUUUAUUUGUGCGUUUCGUUUAAAUACAUUAUGAUUGCA